AUGAGAACAAGAAAGUUAGAGAAAAGCAAGCUACAAGUAUAUCAUAGAACUUAUGUUUUCGAAGAUUUCUCAAAAAGUUUUGAAGAUCUGUUGAUAAUUGAUAGAUAUCCUAGUGCAAAUAGAUCGAAUAAUUCAUAUCCAUUGUCGCCAUCAUCUUCCGUAAAAGGUUUAUCUGUAAAUAAGGAUGAUAUUAACACUCUUAACAAUAAUCAAGACGAAAAAUUUUUUAAUAUAGAAAAACCAGAGAGAGCUUUAUCUUCUUUUUGUUUAAGAUCUAGUAGUGCUCUGUUGAAAGUCAUAGAAUUAGAAGAUUUUUCAAAAUCAGAAGAACAAAACCUUAUUGAAGACAAAGGUUUCAAUGAUAUAAGUUCGUCAACUCUUAUGUCGUUUGAUUAUUCUGAUCAAUUCAGAACUAAGAAAUAA
Molecule: messenger RNA, 423 nt
Organism: Racocetra persica
Lineage: Eukaryota; Fungi; Glomeromycota; Glomeromycetes; Diversisporales; Gigasporaceae
Source: the annotation of a GenBank genome assembly